This is a messenger RNA of Aphanomyces invadans, 1702 nucleotides long. RefSeq lists its product as hypothetical. The record is from RefSeq and is a predicted model, not a curated record. NCBI's taxonomy places the organism in Eukaryota, Oomycota, Saprolegniomycetes, Saprolegniales, Verrucalvaceae. The transcript has 3 exons. Bases 41 to 1486 code for a protein of 481 amino acids.
UCGAGAUCGAACAAGCGCACACAACAAACGCCCCGUUGUGAUGGUGUCCAUGCUGCCGUUGCGCCGCGCCUUCUUCGUCGGCAGCCUCCUCCUUCAUGGAGCUGUUGCCCAAGUAGACAGCGCUCCACUCCAGGAUGUAAACGUAGAUGCUUUGGGCAACAUUCAAGCCUCUGUGAGUGAUGCAUCGGCCGAGGCGGGAGGUGAAGGUGAGCCACUGGUGGUCGCAGUCGCUACGACUCUUGCGCCGGCUCCAGUCAUCGACGACACAGCCAUCAAGGAGUGCCAGGCUCGCGUGGAAGAGCUCACUCUCGAGAACGCCGUCGCGGCUAAGCAACUGACGGCGGCCACGGACCUGGCCAAAGCGGCACAAAAGUCCAUGGAGCAGGAGGCCAAGGAGAACAUUCGCGCCCAGUCGGAGCUGACUGCGUACAAGCGCAGCCACAUUGACGCCAUGGCGGCGGAAGUCCAUGCCCGCGAAGCCGCCGAGCUCGAGUUGGCGACGCAGAAAGAAACGUCGCUCGCGAUUGCCAAAGAGCUGGAGGCGCAUAAACUGGCAGUCGACGGCCUCAAGGACGAGCUGUCCAAGGCGAUCGAGCGAUCGCUCGAGCUCAAGCGCGCCGAGGGCAUCGCGGCCACAGCACUCAUGGAAAAGGUCGUCGCAUUUGAUCUCCUGAACGAAAAGUACGUGGCCCUUCAAGGCGUGUACAACGACGCGCUCGAGCACUUGGCGCAUCCGAUGCUGUCCGAGUAUUUGUCGGCGCGUGGCAAAGAGCUGGGUGAGAUGCGGCCGGAGCUGCGGGCGGCCCUCGAAAAGGCGAAAGCGGUCAUGGCCCUGCCGCCAAACGUUCUGGAAAAGAUCGACCGCGGCAAGAAUGCGAUCCUGCAGGGUCAUGAACACCUCCGUAGCGGCGUCGCGCCGUAUGUAGGUGACGUGCACGCCAAUUCGGUGAGCUUGGGACUGGUCGUGUUUAUGAUGGCGCCGCCGCUCUAUCUCGUCUACCGCUUCCUUCAGAGCGUCCAGCGCGCGCUGCAAGCCCACCACUUUGUUCUUGUACUCAACUUUGUCGCGGCGAGCUACUUUGCCGUCGUGGGGGCGUCCUCGCUCCUGUACCACGACGACGUCCUCCGCAACUUGCAAAAGCACAACCCACCGUCGUACGCGCUGCUCCAGUUCACCACGCUCGGCAUGUUCGCCGCGCAGCUCUGGUGGAGCGGCGUGGUUGUCUUUGUCGCAUCGGCGGACUCGCGGAUCAAGUAUGCUCAACUGGCUCAUCUAGCCGCCUCCGUCGGCGUUGUUGUGCAUUACUACAACCACGUGUGGGCGCUGGCGAUGCUCGACCAAGAACAUCAAGUGCACGACAGCCUCUUCUUUGUCUACGCCGUUGUGUAUGCAACAGGCCUCGUCCCGGCGUUCCUCAGCGGCGCCAAAGCCGCCAACAGCGUCCACGCCUCCAGUCGAUUCGUGGACAGCUUGAAGCGGUCGUGAGCCGUCGCUGGUCGCUUUCUACGGAGAUUGGCGGUACUGAAUGGCAAGUAUGACCCUUUGCUGCUAGCUAGCCAUUGCGUAUGUGUGACAAAACAACGUUCCUGCGAUUGCUCGCUCGCUGGCCUUGAUCACCUCUACGUCGUCGACCACCUCGCUGGCUCAGCUUGCGCACCAACCCUGCUCUGUCGAGCCGUAUUUCGGUGACUAGGCGGUGAC